Molecule: messenger RNA, 1572 nt
Organism: Acanthisitta chloris (rifleman)
Lineage: Eukaryota; Metazoa; Chordata; Aves; Passeriformes; Acanthisittidae
Gene: CHRND
Product: cholinergic receptor, nicotinic, delta (muscle)
Biological process (GO): signal transduction; regulation of membrane potential; monoatomic ion transmembrane transport
Cellular component (GO): neuron projection; synapse; postsynaptic membrane
Molecular function (GO): transmembrane signaling receptor activity; acetylcholine-gated monoatomic cation-selective channel activity
Source: RefSeq, a predicted model, not a curated record
AUGGGGAACCUACCGCAGCAGCUGGCCCUGCUUGGGGCACUGAUGCUGUCGGGGGAGCAGGGCGGGCUCUGUGUGAACCAGGAGGAGCGGCUCAUCCACCACCUCUUCAUCGAGAAAGGCUAUGACAAAGACUUGCGUCCCGUCGUCUCCACCAAUGAGGUCGUGGACAUCUACCUGGCCCUCACCCUCUCCAACCUCAUCUCACUGAAAGAGGUGGACGAGACACUCACCACUAACCUAUGGCUCGAGCACGGCUGGACCGAUUACCGCCUGCAGUGGAACAAGUCCGAGUUUGGGGACAUCGAGGUGCUCCGCUUGCCGCCAGACAUGCUGUGGCUGCCUGAGAUAGUCCUGGAGAACAACAAUGACGGGAAUUUCGAGAUCGCCUACUACUGCAACAUCCUCAUCUACAACACAAACACAGGUUAUGUCUACUGGCUGCCACCUGCCAUCUUCCGCAGCACCUGCGACAUCAACGUCGACUUCUUCCCCUUUGACUGGCAGAACUGCUCCCUCAAAUUCAGGUCACUGGCAUACAGUGCCCUGGAGAUCAACAUGCACUUGAAGAUGGAUGCUGACCCAGACACGGGCAAGGAAUACCCAGUGGAGUGGAUCAUCAUCGAUCCUGAAGGCUUCACAGAGAAUGGGGAAUGGGAAAUCAUCCAUCGCCCAGCCCGCAAGAACAUCUACCCUGACAUUCCUCCUGACACCAGUGAGCAUCAGGACAUCACCUUCUACCUCAUCAUCAAGCGCAAGCCGCUCUUCUAUGUCAUCAACAUCGUCACACCUUGCAUCCUUAUCGCCUUUAUGGUCAUCCUUGUCUUCUACCUGCCUGCUGACAGUGGUGAGAAGAUGACCCUGGUGAUCUCAGUGCUCCUGGCCCAGUCUGUCUUCCUCCUGCUCAUCUCCCAGCGCCUGCCUGCCACUUCCCAUGCCAUCCCCCUCAUUGGCAAGUAUCUGCUAUUUAUCAUGCUGCUGGUGACGGCUGUGGUGAUCAUCUGCGUCAUAGUCCUCAACUUCCACUUCCGCACCCCAAGCACCCACAUCAUGUCACACUGGAUCAAAGAGGUCUUCCUGGAGACCCUGCCUCGGCUGCUGGGCAUGACACAGCCAGCUGAGAGCCCGGCAGGUGCCCCGUGCAUCCGGCGCUGCAGCUCGGCUGGCUACAUCGCCAAGGCAGAGGAGUACUUCAGUGUCAAGUCCCGCAGCGAGCUCAUGUUCGAGAAGCAGUCGGAGCGGCAUGGGCUGACCAGCCGCGCAUCCCCCCUGCGUUUGGCGCCGCUGAGCGCGGACACAGGCGAGGAGCAGCUCUACGAGCACAUAAAACCCGUCAUUGACAAUGCCAACUACAUUGUAAAGUACAUGCGGGACCAAAGCAGCUACGAUGAGGAGGUUGACAACUGGAACCGCGUGGCCCGGACCCUGGACCGCCUCUGCCUCUUCCUCAUUACCCCCAUGCUGGUGUUGGGCACCCUCUGGAUCUUCCUCAUGGGCAUCUACAACCACCCACCACCGCUGCCUUUUGCUGGAGACCCCUACAACUACCGGGAGGAGAACAAGCGCUUCAUCUAG